This is a messenger RNA of Solea solea (common sole), 6254 nucleotides long. RefSeq names its product synaptotagmin Ia (gene syt1a). Gene Ontology annotation, cellular component: synaptic vesicle membrane; axon; dense core granule. Bases 562 to 1830 code for a protein of 422 amino acids. Gene Ontology annotation, biological process: synaptic vesicle endocytosis; cellular response to calcium ion; calcium ion-regulated exocytosis of neurotransmitter. NCBI's taxonomy places the organism in Eukaryota, Metazoa, Chordata, Actinopteri, Pleuronectiformes, Soleidae. Gene Ontology annotation, molecular function: calcium-dependent phospholipid binding; syntaxin binding; clathrin binding. The record is from RefSeq and is a predicted model, not a curated record. The transcript has 12 exons.
CUUUCUUGCACGAGGUGUAUCCACCUCGCACAUUUGAACGGGAGAUGAUCUAGCGCCAUCCACACUGCUCCCACUAGACUGGCUGUACAGACGGCAGGCAGAGUCAUCAUCAUCCUGAUCAUCCAGCCCUCUUUGUCUCCUCCACCCUCUCUCCUCCAAGCAAGACUCCACCUCUCACUUUCUCUCUUUCUCUCUCUCUGCCACCAUCACACUCACUCUCAAAGCACAUACACACUCUUCCCACGACUCCUCUCUCCUACUCCAGAGGAGCGCGCAUCCUUGUCAGGGGCGAGCUGAUUUCAAGCUGAAGGUGUGCUGUUGUUGCCAGUGAGCCGGACUGGAAGGAACUCCUCCAAGUGAAGAUACUACCUGAGUGUCCACUGGAGGAGGUAAAGAGUCACUGAAGGUGACAUCGUUGACACAAAGAGACCAAGCGCCGUCUGUGAAAGGAAGCAGAACUUGUCCUGAAAAACCCAUCUUAUUCCUGGGGAUUGUGAAGAGGAUCCAGGGAGGAAGCCAGCGUGCUGCCAGCGUCUGCCUGGCUGCCCAGCAUUAUCCGAGAUGAACGAGAGUCGAAGGGAAGCGCUGGCGGCGGCGGCGCCCGUGCCCACCACAGCCUCCGCCUCGACGGCCGGGUCCAACAGCACCAACACGGCCGGACUGGGCGCCGGCGAGAAUGACGAGGCCUUUUCUAAGCUGAAGGACAAGUUCAUGAACAAGCUGAACAAAAUCCCCUUGCCGUCGUGGGCCAUCUUCUCCAUCGCCUUUGUGGUGAUCAUCCUGGUGUUAGCCUGCUGCUUCUGUGUCUGCAAAAAGUGGAUAUUCAAGAAGAAAAACAAAAAGAAGGGCAAAGACAAGGGCAAGAAUGCCAUCAACAUGAAGGACGUCAUGGACGGAACCAAAACCGAGGCCUUGAAGGAUGAGGAGGACGCAGAGACAGGGCUGACCGAAACGGAGAAAGAGGCCACGCCCAAGGAGGAGGAGAAACUGGGCAAAUUGCAAUACUCCCUGGAUUACAAUUUCACGGAGAACACGCUCAUAGUCGGGAUCAUCCAGGCGGCAGAACUGCCCGCCAUGGACAUGGGCGGCACGUCCGACCCGUACGUGAAGGUCUACCUGCUGCCGGACAAGAAGAAGAAGUUUGAGACCAAGGUCCACAGGAAGACCCUCAACCCCGUCUUCAACGAGCAGUUUACCUUCAAGGUUCCAUACGUAGAGCUCGGUGGGAAGACGCUGGUGAUGACCGUGUACGACUUUGACCGCUUCUCCAAACACGACGCCAUCGGUGACAUCAAGGUGCCCAUGAACAAGGUGGACUUCAGCCACAUCACGGAGGAGUGGAGGGAUCUGCAGAGUGCUGAGAAGGAGGAGCAAGAGAAACUGGGCGACAUCUGCUUCUCGCUGCGAUACGUGCCCACCGCUGGCAAGCUGACCGUGGUCAUCCUCGAGGCCAAGAACCUGAAGAAAAUGGACGUGGGAGGCUUGUCAGAUCCGUACGCAAAGAUCCACCUGAUGCAGAACGGCAAGCGGCUGAAGAAGAAGAAGACGACAAUCAAGAAGAACACCCUGAACCCUUACUACAACGAGUCUUUCAGCUUUGAGGUCCCAUUCGAACAAAUCCAGAAAGUGCAAAUCGUUAUAACCGUUCUGGACUAUGACAAGAUCGGCAAGAACGACGCCAUCGGCAAAGUCUUCGUGGGCCUGAACAGCUCGGGGACGGAGCUGCGCCACUGGUCCGACAUGCUGGCCAACCCGCGGAGACCCAUCGCCCAGUGGCACGUGCUGAAGCCCGAGGAGGAGGUGGACGCUCAGCUCUCCACCAAGAAAUAGAUGGGGGGGCCCCUUUCAAGCGCCUGCCUUGUAGUACUCUUUAGCCAGUUAUGUGUAAAUACCUCAGUGAUAUAUGGGUCCAUCCAUGUAAGCCCCUCCUCCGCCCCGCCCUCCUGUUUAGCCCCGCCUCCUGAUUUCACACAGCUGUUGAAACGCCCUGUGCUUUUUUUCGUCCCCCUUCUACUUUUAUGUUUUUUUAACGCGUUUCUUGUUCCAGUUUGAUUCCGCCGUUCGUUCCCCGUCACCACAUCGACCCCGCCCCUGACCAAAUGCCCCGUCCCCCACUUCUUUUAAGCAAUAUGAUCUGUAUAGAUAGCGCAUGACUGAAAGAAUUUAUUGCACCACACAGUUGUAUAUAUAUUAUUGCGUAUGCAGACAAAAAUGAUUUCUAGUUUAUGUGUUUGUAUGUUGUUACCCGUUUCUUAAUCUGUGUAUAUCUCGAUGUUUUUAAUAAGAUGUUCUAUUUUAAAUUCUGUAAAUGCAGAUAUAGAGGAAAGCCAAUAUUCUAUAUAUAUAUAUACAUAUAUAUAUAUAUAUAUAUAUCCCAGGAUUUAAAAAGAAAUUCUACCUUAUUACCUUAUUGCAUUCCAGAUGGGAAGAGAUAAAAAAAAAAUUCUGACCUGCUAGUGGGAAAAGGACGAUGUCGAGGAUUAUGACAUAAAAUAUUAUACACACUCACACAAAUCUCCAAAUAUACGUACAUACGAGGCCAUUAACUACUAUGGUUCAGUGGGGGUAAAAACUACGAUUAUGCUGCUGGAAAUAAUACAAGCACAUGAUUUCUUAUGACUUUUUGUACUUAGGUAAAAGUUCAGCUCGAUGCACAUGAUCUCCGGGAAACAAUAGUCCGCACGAAACCACCGAGCGUUUGAUUUUCCUGCGGAUAAAAACAGGCCCACGUUUUAAAUCAUUCACGACGACGAAGGGUUUGUCUUGUUGUUGUUUUUUUUUUAAAUCUUUUUUUUUCCCAAAAAAAAAAAACCUUGUGGCCCCGUGUGGAUUUAAAAAAAAGAAAACAGAAAAAGCACCAAGUUGUAGCCAUUGUGUCCUUAAGCUAAUUUUACGAUAUUUUGUUUACGUUAAUGUCGUAGGGAAUAUCGCGUUCAGGCCAGGAGGGUUUUAAAGAAGACUAUUUUUUAGAGCAAAUUUCAACGUCUAUGACUAUUUUUAGUGACCUGCAUGAUUUUUUUUACGAUCUUUCCUAAAGGCUGGGGACGGGGACGGGGGGUGGUGGGGAAAUUCACUGACACCAGGGGGCGCUCUUUACUGACACUACCCCCUUGCCUUCAGUCAGAGCAGAGGAGAGGGAAGAUGAAUCGUUUAGACUUUGCGUUAAGUUGACGGAGCGAGUUUCUUAAACACUGCCAUUUUCAGGGAGGCGUCGCGGACACUCCCGCCCACGUGCUCGUGGUCGUAGCUUUGGUUUAUCGGGAACAAUGUCUUCAGUGGCUGCAGUGGUGCCGUCGAAUCGCAGUCUUUGCUUUUGCGUUGCCUUCUCACAGUGACAUUAGAGCGAGCCAUGUUUUACUGCCAGUUUUAACCUUCUAUGUGGCUGCUGUUUUGCACUGGAUGUCUUCGAGAACUUGCUCGUUGACCUCGUAAGACUUUUUUUGUUGGUUGGGUUUAUUUCAGGACACCUGCAGGGGGAGGCGGGGCUAUGGAAUUAGAUUUGUGUCAAUAUUAUAUAACAUAACACGUUUUUAGAAGCAAACCACAAAUUCAAAAUACACACAUUUUAUUUAGUCAUUCAAAAAUAUUGUAUUUCAUUGAUUUGAAAAUAAAUGUUUCGUUUGAAAUGAUCGGAAUUUUGCGCGGAAGUAUAGCAGGGCUUUAGGAAGCUGCCUGCUGAUUGGCACUCCCCGUCGACAUGCGACAAAAUAAUUAUAAGUAUCUGACGUUCAACAAAGCUAAUACCUUAAAGAUAAUCUGACAAUGUAUAAUAACUAACAGUCUUACGGGGGAAAACUUGCGUAGCCAAUGCAGGCAGCUUCCUAUGGCCCCGCCCAUGGUCAGUAUCGCGAACAAAAAACCACAACGCAAAGAACAAGGGAUUUUGAUUGUGUGGUUCAUUUUGUUUUGCUCAAUUCAUAAAGUGUGUUGCUUGCUUCGUGAAAAGUGUUUGAAAAAUAUUGACUCAAAUCUAAUUCCAUGGGGGGGCGGGGCCAGAAAUCCUCCUGCGUGAUCGAUCCAUUGAUUAUUAAGCGGGAAAAGCAGUGACGACAAAUCAGCCAGCAACAAUAGCCGUUGUUUGUUUUACCUGUUGUUUGCACGGCGACACCAAGAGAAACAACAACCGUAAAAGUUAAUGGUCUGUGUAGGCGAUUUAGUCCAUCAUGUCCUUUACUAUGGGUCCAAAUCAGGAACGGGAAUAAGUUUGUAAUCCAUGAAAAACCAUUGAAGUCUCUUAUCUCGGAGGAACCUCUUGCGUAUACUCGAUACUAAGCUUCAGGAGGACUUUCUAAAUGUUUUUCAAUGUUCUUGUGUAGUUGAUAGCACUAUUAUGAAAAAAAGCUACGUGUCAUUCCAUAGGAGUCUCUGAAGACUGCUGUUGUGUAUCACUGUGACUGCCGUGUGCGCGUGCGUGUGUGUGUGUGUGUGCGUGCGUGUGUGUAGAGAUGUAGACUUAUCAGUAGGUUUGUUCUGUAGUGAUGUCGUAGCGUUUAACGCCAUUUUCCCUUCUACAUGCAGAGAAACGAGAGAGAGGGAGAGGGAGAGCGCUGUGUCGUCCGCGCAGAUUCAAAAAGAAAUUUUAAAUCCCGAGCGUUAGCGAGUCGCUUCACACAGCAUUUUGUUGAGCACUGUGCAAUAUUUAUGUGUUCAUCCCAUUGUGUUCAAAUGGGUGACGUUGUCCGGAUUCAUUCCAGUCCCGAGAGAAAAAAAAUUCCUUUCCUUUCCAGGGUCCGUGUAUGUGACGGCUAACGGAUUUUUGUUUGUAAGAAAAUGAAAACGAGCACAGUUUAUUCUGUUGUGACCCCGGAAACUAUCGCUGUGACACUGUUAUGCGCACAGUGGGUGCAUUGGGUCCACGUGCGCUCUUGGAUUUCUGGAGUUUUUUUACUCUAUGUUUGUGAAUACAAAAAUGUACGGAAAAUUUGCACAGAUAGAAUAUAAAAUUCUAUGAUGGUUAAGAUAUUAUAUAACAGAAAGUAGCGAUAACGAUAGUGAUAGUUUCCGGGUCGGAAAAACAACAACUGAUCAUUCUCGUUGCUCGUUUUCCCGAUGUUUUUAUUUUCUUAAAAACCAAAUAGAUCCGUUGGCCUUCAAGUACGCUGACCUCCCAGAGACAUGGUUAGGACACAGCACACGUAGAUUCAGCUCAUAUAGACGAAUCCGGCCCGGCGGAUUUGUGUGUGUACCGCCAUCUAGCUGCAUCAUUGCUGCGGUGCAAACGGCUUCCUGGGCCGGGUUUAUGACGUUACUGUUCAAUUAAAAAGAAAAAUGAAACAUAAACAGGUAAAAGUAGAAAGAUGCCACAGCAUCACUUCCGCUUCUUUGCCGGAUUUGUCUAUAGGUCGGAGCUUGACGCCUGUCGACCUCUGCGUACGGUUCCCUCCCAUUUUUUUUGUCUUUUUUUUUUUUGUUUUCUUCUUGCUCACAGUUCCAGCACCAGACGUUUCAGGGAGUUAUCAGUUUAAAAGACCAAACCGCGUUCUGCACUCACAUAAUCCCCCACUUUAUUAAAAAAAAAAAAAAAAAAGAAGCCAUGUACAUAUUUACAUCACUUAAAUGCAAAGUGACAUGAAUAGGAUUAUUCAGCCGCAUAUAUAUCUACUUAUAUAUAUCUAUAUCUAUCAGCCAUACACUAAAUGUCAUCAGCAUCAUUUCCCAUCAUUUUCUCCUCAUGCUUUUGUUUUUCUUGUUAAAUUUAAUUUAACUUAACUGCCCUGUUUUAUAUUUGAGGUGAAAACUGAAUGUACAGUAUGGACUGUGUGUUGGUGUAGAUUAUUUUAACCGUGAGAUUAGAUGUACUUUGCACUUUCUGUUAAAACAAAAUAAUUGUCAUUUUGUUUGUAUUUUUUUCAACUUAUUAUUUAUGGAUUUAUUUUCCAAUUGCUUUGGGGGUUAAAAACAAACUCCCCGCUGUCUGAUAGCAUUCCAAUACAGCUGCACUCCCACUCCCUCUCCACUAGAGGGAGCAUUUUUAUUUAAUUAUUUAUGUUUUUCAUGAUUUCCAGCACAGCUUCAGAUCUAAAACGGGGGAUAAGAAAAAGAAUUGUACUGAUCAAACCAGGGGAAUUGAGUAACGGGCAGCAUUGCAUCACCCAACAGUUUGGGAGGUUUGUGAGUGAAAAAAGGAAAAAAAAAAGACUCACCCACAAAGCAAAAAGCCAUGACCUGCACUGCAGCGCAAUGCUCCUUUUAUUACAAUUUCCUACCAGAGUUCGUAGAAAAAAACCUUUACAAAAUAAAUAACCCCCCCCCCC